Molecule: messenger RNA, 1023 nt
Organism: Anoplopoma fimbria (sablefish)
Lineage: Eukaryota; Metazoa; Chordata; Actinopteri; Perciformes; Anoplopomatidae
Gene: abhd6b
Product: abhydrolase domain containing 6, acylglycerol lipase b
Exons: 8
Coding region: 1-1023 (340 amino acids)
Source: RefSeq, a predicted model, not a curated record
AUGGCAGCUGAUCUGGAACUGUUGAACUUGUUUAUAAUUGCGGGGGCAACUCUGGCUAUUCCCAUCCUAGCCUUUGUUGCUUCCUUCCUCCUCUGGCCCUCUGCACUCAUCAAAGUGUAUUACUGGUACUGGAGGAGGACUCUGGGUCUGCAGGUUCGCUUCGCCGACUGCGGAGGGUAUCGGUUCUGUUACUCCUACAGAGGGAAACCCGGGAUGAGACCCUCCAUCUUAAUGCUGCACGGCUUCUCUGCUCACAAAGACACCUGGCUCACUGUUGUCAAGUAUUUACCAAAACAUCUUCACAUUGUGUGUGUGGACAUGCCUGGUCAUGAGGGAACAACCCGCACCAAUGCAGAGGAUUACUGCAUUCAGGGGCAGGUCAGACGGAUCCAUCAGUUCGUGGAAACCGUUCGCCUGAACAGGAAACCUUUCCACGUAGUCGGGACAUCCAUGGGAGGAAAUGUAGCUGGAGUUUAUGCAGCCUGUUACCCCUCAGAGGUCUGCAGCCUGACUCUCAUCUGUCCAGACGGUAUACGACAUCCUUGCGAGACCAAAUUUGACAAUCAUCUGCAGGAUUUGGAGCACAGCAAUUACACACUAAACAUCCCGCUGAUCCCCACUACGCCCGAGGAGAUGGAGGACAUGUUCAGACUCUGUUCUCAUGUUCGCUUUAAGAUCCCUCAGCAGAUUCUUCAAGGUCUUGUAGAUGUUCGGCAGCCUCACAACACAUUUUACGAAGAAGUAUUUAUGGAGAUUGUUGGUGAGACAUCGAGAUACGCCUUACAGGAGCACUUACAUCUGAUCACGGCCCCUUUGCAAGUGAUAUGGGGCAAAAAAGACCAGGUGGUGGACGUCUCUGGAGCUGCAGUCAUUGCAGAGGUGUUGCCUGGAUGCAGAGUGGACCUGCUGGAGAACUGUGGACACUCUGUGGCGAUGGAGAAGCCUUGUCGGACGGCCAAACUCAUCCUGGAGUUCAUCAUCUUGCAGCAAGAGGCCAGGGGUGGCACAAAGAAAUCCUCCUAA